AUGGCCCAACAGAAUAUAAACGACCUUACAAAACUUUUCGGAUUCGGUAAAGAGGGGAGACGUCCUGGGGAUCCGUUGAUUGUGACGGAGGAUACAACGUCAUGGGAGAUUUACAAUCAUAAAGCAGCCGAGGUUGAUAGAGAGAUGAUAAAGGACUGGAACAACAGCCUCAAUACAUUGUUGAUAUUCACGGCGCUAUAUUCUGCAGUAUUGACGGCAUUCAUCAUCGAGAGUAUGAAGCUUCUACACGAAGACCCUACGGAGACGACACGGAAUAUCCUCAUCAUCAUCUCCAAGCAGCUCUCGAACAACUCGCUUCCCGCCUUUGAGCCUAUCGCUUAUCAAACUCCCCAAUACGCAGUUGUCGUAAACGCCCUCUUCUUCACGAGCUUAUCGUGUGCCCUCAUUGCGGCUCUAUCGGCAGUGUUGGCACUCCAAUGGGUUGCCAAUUAUGACAUGGGACUCAACACAUCGUCGGCUCGCAAACGGGCACUUCAGCGACAUGUCCGGUUUCGAGGGGUCGAGAAGUGGAGAAUGGCAGAAUUCAUAGCAUCUCUUCCACUUCUCAUCUUCAUGGCGCUAUUUCUGUUUUUUAUUGGGAUAGCGGACUGGCUCUGGCACAUGAACCGAGCGAUCUCAGGGAUUGUGAUCGGAGGUAUUGGGAUAGGGUGCCUUCUGUAUACAGUCACGAAUCUGAUUAGUAUCACUAACGUAGUUGCGCCGUUCCGUACGCCAAUAUCCAAGGAGCUCCCUGUGAUGAUGAGACAAGUCCUAGCAUGGUUUCAGAAGAUCAUUAUCAUCCUCUUAUCAACAUGGCAUGGGCUUAAUGGUCCAGAACAAGAUGCCGACCAUACGACGGAACCACAGCUAACGUUCAAUAAGCGUGAAGAGAACACGUUCGAAGGCAAGGAUGCCAUUGCAAUCGAUGGAAUUUUAUGGCUUGCAAACAACAUCGAGAUAUCGCCACCUGCGACUAGUUCGUUUAUCGCCCUCCUCAAAGAUCUUUCUGAAGUACCAGCAUUGACAUUGAUGGAUGAGGAGAAAUUGAAGGAUGCACCUUGGGAUACGAUCUUCGAAAUGCUGUGUUCUCCAUAUAUUGGAAAGAAAGAAUACGGUGUGGAUGAGUUGGAAAGGGCGAAGUGGAUAUGCAAAGGAAUGGCCAUCAUGACUCCAUACCUCGAAUCACCCUUAUUUCGAAGAUUCCUCGGGGGAUUACUCGAGUUGAACGACCGAUCACUAACUAGCAUGGCCUAUUUUGCAUACUCCAAGCUUCCGGGAAAUCGCAGAUCAAUAGGAAUAGAUACAGCAUUCGAGCACACAAGUGGAGUCGUCUCACAAAUUGGAUACAACUACCUUUAUUUCAUGCUAUUGGACGCUAAGGAAGUGUCGUCGAGUUCGUCGAUGCCACACCGUACUCGCCUUGUCAAAUCCAUGGCCAAUGCAUGGGCCGUUCCUUCGACCGCUAUCCGGAAUGGAUCACCCUCGGAUGUUAUUCCGGUGGAUCUCAUAGAUCUUAUCCUCAAUUUUGUGAUCCCACGCGUAGAAGUGGAUACAUUUGAAGCUCGUUACCUUGCAGCAACGCAACCGUUCGGUCGUCGAUGGAGUGAUGCGAUCCAUUCACUCCUCCGAAUGAUGGCACAGCAACUCAUUGCCCAAAUAUCCUACAAAUUCGACUCCUCUUCUGGUUACACGAAAGAAUUGGAACUACUUUCAUUCAUUAUGGAAUCAAGGCGAGAGGAUCUAAUCGAAGAGAAGGAUGAUUUUGUAUGGGUCCUUGUUGACAAAUCUCCAGAAGCCCAUGGAUAUGAUAGAUUCUUAUCAAUAGGUGACGAUCUUUGCAGGGGUAUGUAUUGUAAAGCUUUUACAUCGGCGUGGGUCGAUUUGGUUUUAGCAUUGGAUGACUUUGUGACCCGACUACCUCCAUCCUCAUUCCACUUCUACUCCAAAACCGUCCAUUUCAUCAAAUACUUCAUUAAAUACCCGACUCCUUUCGACCGCUCCAAUUCUCGUACAUUGGCGCAGGUUCGAGACUCAUGUCUCGCGUGGAUCAUCUCGUGGCGUUGUCCCUCAGAUGUCCAAUUUCAAGGUCUGAUUCACCCUGAAUUUGGUAACUGGAACGAUACCAUUGAACGCGAAGUCAACAAUCUAUUUAAAAUGGACUUACUAGAAUUGGAUGAUGAUGUCAAGUCAGACGCCCGGAUCAGCUUCCACUAG
Molecule: messenger RNA, 2214 nt
Organism: Acaulospora colombiana
Lineage: Eukaryota; Fungi; Glomeromycota; Glomeromycetes; Diversisporales; Acaulosporaceae
Source: the annotation of a GenBank genome assembly